AUGGGAGAUCGAAUUUAUCCAGAAGAUGUUGAAGGUAGCGAUUCCUAUGCUUAUGAAUCGGACGAAGAUUUGGUUUUGACUAAACAUAGCUCGAAUUCUUCAGAUACUGAAGAUGCUAGUGAAACUGAUCAAGCAAAAAUGGAAGAAGAUUUCGCUGAAUUAAAGGAAAUCAUGUACAAAGAAAAAUUAAAGAGCCUUAAAGAAGAGCUACAGCAGAUUCGUGAUGGUGUCCAUCCGGAAUAUUUGAAAAGAUUGAGAGAAUUAGAACGAAUGAGAGAUGAAAGAACGUUUUUCGCGAUCUUUACAGCAUUCCUGGUGGAAAUUGAUGCAAAUGUUGCCAUGAUUGAAAAAGAACAUCAACAGGAACGAGAGCAUUCGUUAGCAGAUCAUGAGAACCUGAUUAAAGAAUUAAAAGAUUCAAUCCUUAGUGACUUACAGGAUAAGAAACGAACUGUAGAUGCUGAACGCCAAGUUAUGGAGAUAACUGGAAAUUCAGGCAUGUUGAAUAAAACAUACGUCAUUUAUUGCCUGCUAACGUCGAUUUCAGAACAGGAAAUUCUUGAUGAUUUAAAGCUAUUACAAAAGUCCAAACCAAUAAAUAGUAAAGCAGAAGCGCGAAUAGAAGAUGGUAAAUUAUUUUAUGAGAAAAGAUGGUAUCAUCGCGGUCAACAUGUAUAUAUUGAAGGAAAAGAUACCGCGCGUAUUAGUGGUAUAUUGAGUUCCAUCGGUCAUAAUGAGCUUAUUAACAAGCUCACCAUUAUACCUAUAUUUUACACAUACGAGUCUGUAUAA
Molecule: messenger RNA, 792 nt
Organism: Trichoplax adhaerens
Lineage: Eukaryota; Metazoa; Placozoa; Uniplacotomia; Trichoplacea; Trichoplacidae
Exons: 13
Coding region: 1-792 (263 amino acids)
Biological process (GO): negative regulation of transcription by RNA polymerase II
Cellular component (GO): Sin3-type complex
Molecular function (GO): histone deacetylase binding
Source: RefSeq, a predicted model, not a curated record